Suricata suricatta (meerkat) is the source of this 2954-nucleotide messenger RNA. RefSeq names its product zinc finger CCCH-type containing 14 (gene ZC3H14). Gene Ontology annotation, cellular component: cytoplasm; nucleus. NCBI's taxonomy places the organism in Eukaryota, Metazoa, Chordata, Mammalia, Carnivora, Herpestidae. Bases 145 to 2355 code for a protein of 736 amino acids. The record is from RefSeq and is a predicted model, not a curated record. Gene Ontology annotation, biological process: regulation of mRNA stability. The transcript is spliced from 17 exons. Gene Ontology annotation, molecular function: poly(A) binding; metal ion binding.
GCUGGUGGGGGCGGGUCACGCAGAGCGCGCGACCGGGAGCAGCGCUGGUGGCUGCGGCGGCGGAGCUGCGGGCCGGGAGCCGGCGCGGGUCUCUGGAUAAGCGAAGCGCCGCGCAGUGCUGAGCCCGCCGCCCACCGUGGAGCCAUGGAGAUCGGCACCGAGAUUAGCCGCAAGAUCCGGAGUGCCAUUAAGGGGAAAUUGCAAGAAUUAGGAGCUUAUGUCGAUGAAGAACUUCCUGAUUACAUUAUGGUGAUGGUGGCCAACAAGAAAAGUCAGGACCAAAUGACAGAGGACCUGUCCCUGUUUCUAGGGAACAACACAAUUCGAUUCACCGUAUGGCUUCACGGUGUAUUAGAUAAACUUCGCUCUGUUACAACUGAUCCAUCCAGUCUCAAGUCUUCUGAUACCAACAUCUUUGAUAAUAACGUGUCUUCGAACAAGAGCAGUUUCUGUCGGGGGGACGAGAGAAGGCAUGAAGCUGCAGUGCCACCCCUUGCCCUCCCUAGCACAAGGCCUGAGAAAAGAGAUUCCAGGGUUUCUGCUAGUUCGCAGGAGCAGAAAACCACUAAUGUUCGACAGACUUAUGAUGAUGGAGCUGCAACCCGAUUAAUGUCAACUGUGAAGCCUCUGAGGGAGCCAGCACCCUCUGAAGAUGUGAUUGAUAUUAAGCCAGAACCAGAUGAUCUCAUUGAUGAAGACCUCAAUUUUGUGCAGGAGAAUCCCUUAUCUCAGAAAAAACCAACAGUGACACUUACUUAUGGUUCUUCUCGCCCUUCUAUUGAAAUUUAUCGACCACCUGCAAGUCGAAAUGCAGAUAGUGGUGCUCAUUUAAACAGGUUGCAAUUUCAGCAGCAACAAAACAGUAUUCAUACUGCCAAGCAACCUGAUUUACAGAACAGCCGGCUAUAUGAAACAGGACGCUUGUGUGAACCAGAAGUGCUUAACAGCUUAGAGGAGACUUACAGUCCCUUCUUCAGAAACAGCUCAGAAAAAAUGAGUAGCGAGGAAGAAAACUUUCGGAAGAGAAAGUUGCCUGUGGUAAGUUCAGUUGUUAAAGUAAAAAAGUUCAAUCAUGAUGGAGAAGAGGAGGAGGAAGAUGAUGAUGGUGGGUCCCGUACAGGAAGCAUCUCCAGCAGUGUGUCAGUGCCAGCAAAGCCUGAAAGGAGACCUUCACUUCCACCUUCUAAACAAGCUAACAAGAAUCUAAUUUUGAAGGCUAUAUCUGAAGCUCAAGAGUCUGUAACAAAAACAACUAACUAUUCUACAGUCUCACAGAAACAGACACUUCCAGUUGCUCCCAGAACUCGAACUUCUCAAGAAGAUUUGCUGGCAGAAAUGGUCCAGGGGCAAACCAGGACCCCCAGGAUAAGUCCCCCCAUUAAAGAAGAGGAAACAAAAGGAGAUAAUAUAGAAAAAAGCCAAGGAACUCCACAGAGGCAGUUGUUAUCCCGACUGCAAAUCGACCCCGUAAUGGCAGAAACUCUGCAAAUCAGUCAAGAUUACUAUGACAUGGAAUCCAUGGUCCAUGCAGACACCAGAUCAUUUAUUCUGAAGAAGCCAAAGCUGUCUGAGGAAAUAGUAGUGGCACCAAACCAGGAGUCGGGAAUGAAGACUGCAGAUACCCUUCGGGUACUUUCAGGACACCUUAUGCAGACACGAGAUCUUGUACAACCAGAUAAACCUGCAAGUCCCAAGUUUAUAGUGACGCUGGAUGGUGUCCCCAGCCCCCCAGGAUACAUGUCAGAUCAAGAGGAGGACAUGUGCUUUGAAGGAAUGAAACCUGUAAACCAAACUGCAGCCGCGAGCAAGGGACUCAGAGGUCUCCUCCACCCACAGCAGUUGCAGUUGAUGAGCAGGCAGCUUGAGGACCCAAAUGGUAGCUUUGCAAAUGCUGAGAUGAGUGAACUGAGUGUGGCCCAGAAGCCAGAAAAACUUCUGGAGCGUUGCAAGUACUGGCCCGCCUGUAAAAAUGGGGACGAGUGUGCUUACCAUCACCCUGUUUCACCUUGCAAAGCCUUCCCCAAUUGUAAAUUUGCUGAGAAGUGUUUGUUUGUUCAUCCAAACUGUAAAUAUGAUGCCAAAUGCACUAAACCAGAUUGUCCCUUCACUCAUAUGAGUAGAAGAAUUCCCGUACUGCCUCCCAAACCAGCAGUUACAACACCAGCAUCACCUUCGAGUAGUCAGCUGUGCCGUUAUUUCCCUGCUUGUAAGAAAAUGGAAUGUCCCUUCUAUCAUCCAAAACACUGCAGAUUUAACACUCAGUGUACCAGGCCUGACUGCACCUUCUACCAUCCAGCCAUUACUGUGCCGCCGCGACAUGCCUUGAAAUGGAUUCGACCUCAAACCAGUGAAUGACAGUCCUACUUGGCAGAAGAUUGUGGAAUUUGAAAGUUUCCAUCUACUGAUGAAAGAUACUCUGCAGAACUUGUCAAAUCUUUAAAACUUGGAAUAUAUAUUGCUUUCUAAUAUGAAGUUUAUUGCCUAUCUGAAGUGUCUAAUUUUUCUAGUUUGUAAGUUUAUUAAGUGGUUUUAACGUUGUUUGUUUUGACUAUGAAAAGACAGUUUAAAGCAAAAGCUGAAUUCCAUUAAAAUAUUUGAGGCAUAUUUGGACACUGCCGUUCUCAGUGCGGUGGCACCGUCAGUUCUGAUAAAAUCCACUCUGAGGUUGAUGUGUGUUUAGUGAGUUCUCACUUUUCCUAAGGAUUGUCCACUGUGAAAACAGGAGUGGCCAAAGUGUAAUAGCCAUUCAAUCUGCUUUUUAAUUUUAAGUGAAUUUAGUUUGAAAAGCAUGGUAAUUUGAGUUUUUGGGAUUGAGUGAUGCUUUGGUAAAUGGUUCCCAGAUAGGAUGUUUCCGGGAAAGACCGCUGGAAUGGCAAGUGUGAAAAAAUAGCAACAGUUCCUUAAAAUGCUUUACUAUUAACAUACACUUUUUAAAUAAAUAUUUUGGGAAUGCA